Messenger RNA from Alnus glutinosa, 1029 nucleotides. RefSeq names its product CASP-like protein 5C1. Lineage: Eukaryota; Viridiplantae; Streptophyta; Magnoliopsida; Fagales; Betulaceae. The coding region runs from base 382 to 840 and encodes 152 amino acids. Gene Ontology annotation, cellular component: membrane. The record is from RefSeq and is a predicted model, not a curated record. The transcript has 3 exons.
UAAAAGUUAAUACAUGAAUGGAAAUUGAAAAAGCAUGAGCCAACUCAUUCCUAAAUUGCUGCCGUAAAAAUCUCUCCAAUCGGGCUUGCGCGCUAAAAACGUGCGACCGUAAUAGGAAAUAGGAAGAAAGAUGGAGAAGUAGUCCACAUAAUCAAAGCGACAUCAUCAUUAUUCAAUCAGCACAAGCAACAAGCUUCACACGGGUGCAAACUCCCUCCCUCCCACCUGAAAACUUGCCGGAGAACAACUAUUGACUGCUUGUGUGUGUGUGUGUGUGUAAGAAAGAAAUGUCUAAUGGGUUGGCUAUGGUUGAGAACUGAGAGACUAAGAUGAGCGUGUAUGCAAGGGAAGUGGAAGAGGUAGAUCCCAUGCAACAAGGCCAUGGAUGAGGUUCCUGGCUCAGUGGGGACUAGCGCCAGCUUCUCUUUGAGAUUGGGGCAGACCAUCUUUUCCUCUGCCUCUCUUCUUUUCAUGUCUUUGGGUGUUGAGUUCUACAGCUACACUGCUUUCUGUUACUUGGUGACAAUCAUGGGUUUGGUUAUACCUUGGAGUUUCACUUUGGCCCUGGUAGAUGGAUACUCUGUUCUGGUAAAAUGCCCUAUUCGGCAGCCGGGAAUAGUGCUAAUCAUUGUUAUUGGAGAUUGGGUAUUGUCCAUUCUCACGCUUGGUGCAGCUUGCUCAACAGCUAGUGUUGUGGACCUUUUGCUCAACUCUAAUGGGUCAAAUUGCCCUCCGAAGCUUUGCAGCAGAUAUCAGAUAUCAGCUGUCAUGGCUAUCUUGUCAUGGUUUCUGUCCUUGGCUUCAUGUCUCUUCAAUCUUUGGUUACUUCCCUCCUUGUGAUUCUUAUUUGGAUUUUGGCUAUAUCCUAUUUUACAUAGUUUUGUGGCCAGGAUCUGAAUCUUGUACAUUAGUUCGUGUGUUCAAAUUUGAGUAGAUGAAGGCGCUUUCAGUCACACAAAUACAAAAUUGUAAAAUGUUGUUUGUUGUAAAAAUAUAAUUUAAAUGAUUAAGUCUACUCUUUUUCCUUCC